AAUAGCUCGCAAACAAACCAGAAGACGUUAGAGAAAGUGGAAUGGAUGUGAAGAUAAGUAUCUGGAUAGAUAGAUCAGUUACUAGUAAACAUGAAAGCAAACAGAAAUAGAAAAAAAAAACUAAGAGAAAAAGGAUGUCUUGUACAGUAAAGAAAAAUUGGCAAAUCAUUUUACACGGAAAAAUAGGAAAUGUUGCUUUCUUAGGAAACAUCUGAUGGACAAAAAAGCCGGAAUACCACCCCUAUAUAUAUGGCACGGCGAACUUUUCGUAUCCAAACCUCGCUACGCGGAACUAAGGCUUAUCCACCUGCUCCUCGGCCACCAAAACUUCGCAGUUCAAGGCAUCAUGAAGAACUGGUCGAAAUUAACCAUCGGACUCUUCCUGGCUGCCUUUGUCCUUAUGGCGGUUCUCUCUUCUGCUGAUGCCAGCGCCUUGCCAAACAAUGACUGCUGCCCUUUUUUUCCAAGAUGUUGCAAACCAUCGAUUCCAGAACUACCAGAUUAUUGCAAAGUGAUUUACAUUGACUGUAGUGGAGCUCCACACCACGAAUGCUGCCGAAAUUGGGGAUAAAUGUGUCAUUUUUCUAAAUCUCUCAUUAAACAGUAAACAAAGUGUGUUUCGGGUAACAGUUAUGUACGUGUUUUGCAUCCAUAUGGAAGUUUUAAUAAAAGAUGUUUCAUAAUGAUGAAUAA
Penaeus indicus is the source of this 693-nucleotide messenger RNA. RefSeq lists its product as uncharacterized. The record is from RefSeq and is a predicted model, not a curated record. The coding region runs from base 215 to 571 and encodes 118 amino acids. The transcript has 4 exons. NCBI's taxonomy places the organism in Eukaryota, Metazoa, Arthropoda, Malacostraca, Decapoda, Penaeidae.